GCCUUUACUUGGGGUGCGUCGGACAAAUGUAAUCUCACCAGACCUCCUAAGUACUUAGACGUGUUUUAGAGUUACGGAGCGAUACAUCAUACAAGUAUAGAUUGUCCAUCAUGUCCAUCAUCUCCAUUUUCAUGAUAAUCUGAUGUGCCUGAGGAUUUCUCAUAAAGAGGAAUGGAUUACUUUUGUUGAUGACGAGUCCAGCCAAGUUUACAGAUAUGGGAGCAAAUUCAUCAUACCCUGACAAAACUGGCCAAUCAGGUUCACGGUUCUCAACCCUUUACCGGGGACUCAGCUUUCACUUUAGCGAGGGUGAUGUUGCCACAAGAGAGAAAAAGAAGAAAUUGUCAAAGUUACAGACAUUGAGAAAAAAACUGACGAGGGUUAGAAGGCAUAGUCGUUCAUUUGAUUAUGCUAAAGCAAUUCGGGACUAUACUUCAAAUUGGACAAUACGUGAACUAAGUGAUUUGGUUGAUGAAUAUGAAGCCAGCUUAAAUUUGAAGGAGAUUACUCUCCUAGCAAAUCUAGCAAGACCUACUGCAAAUUCACUCAAACAGGAUUUGUCACAUUUGUACCAUUCUAAAUUUGGUAGUGAUCUUGAAUUGAUUUAUCGUGGUACAAGCUUUCCAGUCCAUCGUGCUAUUCUAUGUUCGCGUUGUCCCUACUUCAGGGACCUGCUGCAGAAAUACCCUAAAUAUGGUGCCCAGGUCCCCGUUGAAAUCAAAAGUCAUGGUGUUGAUACUUCAUUGUUUUCUGCAUUGCUACACUACCUAUACACGGGGGAAUUUUUAUUACAAGAUUCUCAAUAUGAAGACUUGGAUACAUGUAUAUUGGUACAUCUGCGACGCGAGUUUGGCACACCCAAUUUGUUAGAAUAUGAUCUUAGAAACCUACUUGACAGUGAUGAUUAUUGUGAUGCUGUGUUAGUGUUUGCGCUGGAUUCCGAUUGCCAUGAGUUAUUGUCAGGUUCCUGCGAUACUUAUGGUGCUUGUGCCUUUUCAUCAAGCAGCAAAUUGGAGUUGUCAUGUCACAAGGCAAUAUUGGCAGCAAGGUCCAAUUUUUUCAGAAACUUACUGGUACGACGAGGGAUGCAUUCUUUGGGUAAGGAGUGUUCAGAAAGGGCGAACCAGAAGUGUGAACGUAUUGUGCUGGAUGAAACAGUCAUUCCAAGAAAGUAUGCCCGUGUGUUACUACAAGCCAUCUACUUGGAUACAGUGGAUCUGUCGUGUGUUAUUCGGAACAGUGUUAGUACGAGUAGUCUGAGUGAGGUUCAGGCUAUUGUAACCGGGAAAGGUCACUUGACCCAUGCUGAAGAAGCAAUUGAAAUUCACGAGAUUGGACAGUUCCUUGAUUUGCCCAUCCUGUCCCAAGGGAGUGAAGAUAUAAUAGUUGAUACCUUAGGCAUGGACAAUUUGGUACCAAUCCUGCUGUGGAGUUCACAACCUCUUGGUUCGGCCUGGGUUUAUCGGCAAGCUCUACACUACCUAAGAGAAGACUUCUUACAAAUCGCCCAUUCGCCGACCAUCUUAGAUUUACCAAAGAAGUAUUUGAUUGAUGCCAUCAGCUCUGACUUCCUGCAGGCAAGUGAAGCAGAUGUUCUCUGUGCUGUCCUUAAAUGGGGGGAGCAUCAGCUCGUCAAACGAAUGGAAGAGAGAGAGCCAAACUUGCUGAAUCAUACUACUCAUAGCGUCAGUAAGAAGGGUAUAAAGAAACGUGACCUAAGUGAUGUCGAGCUGCGUGAUAUCCUGUCUGAUCUACUAGUGUAUGUACGUGCUGAUCACAUUAUUCCACCCAACCAUGAGGUGCUGACAAAUGCAAUUAAGCGAGGUCUCAUCAGUACGCCACCGUCUCACAUGAUGGGAGAUGAGCCUGGCCACCAGAGUCGAGCAAGUGCUUGGAUACGUGGAAGGAACCGAGGCACGUUUUUGAAACCGAGGCUCUUUCAACCACAUUAUGAUGAAACUAAGGCAUUACUCGAUGAGCAACUUUCCCAGAUCCAGGGGAAUGAGGAGGUACAGUUGAGAACAGUACAUAUGUCCAACAUACCUGAUACUCUGUAUAUGGUUGAGGGAGAUACCCUUGGUCUUCAGUACUUCCCUGGACACCUUCCAUCUGCUGCUACUGUGGAUAUAAUUGGUGGAACUAUAUUAGUCCCUCAUGAUGAUACCUUACAAACCAUGUUAAAAAGAGAAGGUGAAUUGAAGCAGUCACAGCUAGUGCAUCGAGCAAACAGUCUUCCCUGUGCUGACCGGAGAGCCAUCACUCAUCAGCUGCAGUUAAGAGUCGUCCGAGAAUUUGGUUUGCCUGAUUCAUCAGUGCAGGUAUUCAAGACCGGCCAGCUGUUUGCCUUGACGCAGGCACCCGAGCACUUCCCCAGACUUUCUCAACCACAACUCAAUCCAUCGCUUCCGAUGUCACUUCAGUCAUAUCACUUUCCCCAAUCGACAGCAUCAUCAUCACCAGCACAUUAUGGUUUAGGUCCAAUAUCACCUGUGAUGUUGUAUGACAUGGAAGAGAAAGAGGCCAGUUCAUGCAGUGGUAGUUUUCUAAGUGAUCCGAUGCCAGACAUUGCCAUGGCAUCAUCAGCUGUUAGUUCAAUGACCAUCCAAGAAGACCUUGAACUUGACCUUGGGGAUGGUAGUCAUCAUGGAACUUUGUAUUUAUGAUAAGUGAACUGAGAACGUUUCAAUGACAUUCUGAAAUGAUUGGUCACUCUGCGCCAACAUUUUGUUGCUGGCAUUGGAUAGUCUCGUGAUUAAAAGUCAGUAUAUCAGUUAAAGCUGGUAGGUCAAAUUAACAUUCCCAAGUAAGGUCGACGUCGAGCACUCUGUUUGUAACAAACUCUUUGUAUCUUAAUCAAUGCCAUCAUAUCACUCUAACUUCUUCGGUUUAUCAUCAGGUCGCAAUGAAAUACAUUCUUAAAUUUCUCAAAAUGCAUUCUGAUUUGAGAUCUCGAAUUCAAUAUUGUCAAUGAGAUUGAUAUUGAAAUAUCGGAUUUGAAUAAAUUAGUUACUGCUUCAAAAUUGGCCAACCAAGUAUAUGUUACAAUAUAUUUCGAGGCAAAUUUGAUGGAACACCGAAAAAAUUACAGUGAUAUGUUAACGUCGAUUACUUUUAAAGAAAGAAGUAGUUUGGUAAAUUUGUCUUUACCGCUCCAGUCCAUGUUUUAAAUGAAAGCCUAUCCGAUACAGUACGGAGGCCAGUUCAUGAUUCGAGUUCUGACAUUCGUCUCUGAAUACCUUUAUAAGGUGAACUCUGGACGCUCUCACAUGAAUUGCACCCUCCAGUUUCUGCAGAGAAUGUCUCCCUUCCGGGUUGUGCACUGGGGUAGUGGGUAUAAUCAGUAGAGGAUCCAAAUAUACAUUGUCUUCAGCCUUACUCGGGAAUGUAUAUUUGACCUGUCAGUUUUAAUGUGCUUCUAUUUUGAGGUAACUUUUAUUAUAAGGUGUGAUCACCUAAUUUAUCGAGACGAGCAAGUAUAUAUCAACAAUGUGGUGUAUAUAGUAUAUUGUAUAUUGAGUGUCUCUUUGAAAUUCACAUGUCAAUGCCACUAAAAUAAUGCCCCUAGUUCACCAGCAUGUUUAUUUGUUCUAGCAUGUUUAGUGAACUAUGCUCACCUAGCUAUCAUCGAGAGUAUUGGGCUUCUCAAGCAACCAAUUGACUCACUAAUUGUCCUUGUGUAGUUGUCUUACAUGACUACAUGGAGUUUCAGCAUCAUUGCAGUUAUGCUGCAGCGUGUCGAAGAAAGGAUGGAAGUAUUUCAUCAUGAAGGACUUGAGCUGCUGUAAGUGGACAAACUUUUCAAUAGGUUUGGGUGCAGUGGCUUGAUCUUGGCUGUCAUUUCCUCAGUAGGCCUCCGAUUCAAUCUUUGUGAAAGUGGGGUCCAGUUGUCUCAAUAGCUCAGUUUGACGGAUAUCCCUUCUGUAGAGUACAUGAGACAUCAAAGGUCUGCAACAACUGAGUCCCCUGUACGGUUUCCUGGUUGAAUUUACUUGUUGUAAUCUUGCUGAGUGUAAUCUUUGAAGAAUUCGUGGCCAAUGAACUUUGUUUUGUACGGUUCUGGCAUUAUUCUUGCUUUUUUGAUUACGCUGACAUACUCUGCUGGCAUGUGAAUAUCACGAUUCACCAACGCCUCCUCUAUAUUUGCAUGAACAGAAUCAAAUUCAAUUUGAGUGUAAACCCUUUUCAAAAUUUUCUGCAUGAUUAUGACGUGAUGAACUAUGUAUAGCAACAUGAAGAAUCGCAUUGGCCAAAAUGAUGUUUUUGUUCUGGUAUGUACAGCUGUCACUGAAGAGAAAAAGCAGACUCUGUCCUGCACAUAUUUUCUUAUCCAGGAAAUCCACAAUAAUAGAUGAGAACUCUGAUUUGUUAAGGCCACCUUUGCCCUCAUGGCAAAUGUAGUUGAUAACGUCUUUUGAGGAAAGGUGGAACACUGUAAAGUUAUGUACACAUAGCUUAGUUUUAUAAUGUGCAGAGGCUUUCAUACGAGGGCAUAGGAGGACUGCUUGUAGGUCCAUGGUUUAGAUAUCUUUAUUUGGGCUGAUAUUGUCCUUGUCUCUCUCUGUUCUAGCUUCAUUUUUCUUGUCUGUCAUUUUCUGCAUCAGUUAGGUUACCAGGUUUGAAAGUGUAACAUGUGUCACAUUGGACUUUUCUGAAAAACAAAAUGUAAUAACAAGAUGCUAGGGAGAACUUGCUAAUCACUCCUCCCUAAAACUAUGGUGAGGAUGAUAUUCUAAAUGUAGUGUCUCUUGGUGAAUUGGGUAUGACUUUCACCCUUUGGGAUGAUUGGGGCUUGGACUGGGACGUCACCGUAACCCCAAGCUGGCAUUUUAAAAAAAUAUUGGAAGUAAUCCUACUCUUUUGGAAUUCAUGAUACGCCAAACCUAAUACACUUGGAGAUUUUAGGAAGAACUGUACUUCCUGACCAAAACAGUUAUCUAAAGCCCUGAUUUAGAUUUUAGUUCAAAGUUCUCUUCUUCUGUUAGAAACAUAAUGUUGUUUCGAGAUAUCAUCGGUGUCCAUGCCAUCCAAAACCCAGUCAUUAUAACACUUUCAUGCGCAUUGGCAAAAACAUCUAUUGGUGAUUUGUUCUGACACUUUGUAAUUUAAUAGUUACCUUGGCUGAAAAAAUCCUAUGUUCUUUGUGUUGAUUACUUUUGUGAAGCAUUUGUAACCGACAUGACGUAUAGGUGGUUCCUUUCCCGGUUCCUCUCUGGUUUCGUCAAGUUCAGGAUGGUCUUCAGGAUCUACAUGGUCUUCAGUGUUAUUUGGCAGAUCAGGGUUUUCAGUUUCAUUCUGUUCUUUGGCAGUUGACUCAAUAUCAUCUGAGACCCAAUGUCGCACUGUCCAUUUUCCAAUGCCAUGAGUACUGAGAAUAAUCUUCUUACACACCUUGUGUAGGCUGUACGGCCUUGGAGCCACAAGUGGUACGCCAGUGUAUAGCUUCUUUGAUAGGCAACUACGAAAUGAUGGAAAAAAAGAUUUAUGCCUUGAUCAGAGCUAUUUAUAGGACUCCAAGCUCUGCCUAAUAUUCCCUUUCCAUUGGCCAGUACAAUUGUGUAAACGCACCAGUGUGAAUAUUUAACUGGCUCCAUGAACGUAUUUGUCCUCCUGCAAAGCUGAUUUCAAGGCCUACUGAAAAUCUUUAUAAUUUAAGAUGCAUGCUUCAUGUGUACCAGUUGCUUUUUUUCGUUUUUUAACUGGAUAUUCCUGGACUAAUGCUGAUGACCUGUUUCUGCCCCAUGUCAUUUUCUGCGUUUCUCCUCAGUGACUUCAUGGCAAGUAUCGGAAGCCUUACAAGAACAUGUCAGUCCCAUUCCCCAUUUAGAUCUUUCUGUAACUUGCAACCAUUUUCCUUCCUGUUUUUUCAACCCCUUAUAGGCCUCAGCAUUCAUUCCGCGAUUACACUGUAAUUUUUUGUUCUCUGCCAAUGUUCUUUUCUACCUUGACAGUUCCUUGCUCGUUUUCUUGCUGGUUCUGUAAAGAGACAGCUAGUACAAAUGAUGAAAACUGAAGGUACGUUGUCAACGUGUGUACCUUAAAGCAAAUUACAAGUAUGGGUCCGCAAUCCAAGUAAAAAUUUUAUUGCUGAUCAGACAUGUCACAAGUUCUUCAUUAUCCAAAGGUAUUCCAAUUAAGAAGGGGUCCGUAGGUUUAAAUUAUUUCAUUUAAGCAACAAACCAUCCCGGGCCGCAACGUUGCGCAAUGUUAGUGGAGCUACAUGUAGGUCUACUUUGACUUGAACUGAAAAUGAAGCACAUGGUUGUUUUUGGAAAAAUGUGACUUUGAUGAACAGUAAUUUUUAAAAAAAUAGGAAAGUUCUUUUGUUUUAAGUACGCUUUAUGUUUAGGACAAUUUCGUUCAAACCUUGACAGACUGAUGAUGAGGUCUGGGUGAACAUGUCUAUGUAAGCAAUACUUGAAGUGAAAUGUCUCAUCUGACAAAAAAAGAAGAUUUGUAAGCUCUCUCUUUCCAUCAAUCUACAAAGUGAAGUGUUUCAUCAUUGGACAAAUUCAUGUAUCAAUUUUGUUAAAAAGGACUAUGAUUUCCUGAACAAGGAUAUGCUUUUCGCUUUGAGAUUUUUAUCUUUGGAGAUAAAAGAGGUUUUUUAAACCCCACUUUCACAAACAAACUUCAAAAACUCGUGAAAUGUCUCAAACUUUAUGUUCCAAGGACACUUUAUGUUUGGGCCAAUUUUGUUCAAACUUUGACAAACGGACGAUUAAGUCUGUGUGGACAUGAAAUUAUGAGCAGUUUUUGCGGCGAACUGUCUCAUCUUACAAUGCAAAGAGGAUUUGUAAGCACUUUCUUGGCAUAAUCUACAUGUUUUACUGAUCUGAACCAAUAUAUAAAUCUGGGUUACAUUUAGCGUAAAGGUUGGCCCAGGUUGUACACCUCUUCAAAUUCAAUAUCGAAGUGCCAUGGCACAGCUCAUUACUUUGUAUUUAUUUAUUUGUGUAAUUUAUUUGAAAAAAAUUAUUUUACGGUGCACAUGCAAUUUUUGAAUGUAAAACAGCAACUACAAUAUAAUCCUACUCAUCACACAUUCUUGUUACCUAUUCAGACUAUACAAUGUAAACUCUUUGAAUUUAUGAGUUGAGUAGGCCCUAUGUAUGUCAGGUAGUAUUCUUAAACAAGAUGUGGUCAUAUAAGCUUCCCUAAAUGCCUGCUACAAAAUGGUCAUGCUUGCAUGUGUACUCAAAUACAGUAUUUGUAGUACAAACACACACUCUCGGACAAAACAUUAUGUUGCUGAUUAACUUAAACUAAUUGGUGUCGACAGAAAACAAUGGGACCUUUCGCACUGCAUCAACCUAGACGUCAUUUUUAUUGUGCUAAUAAUGAUUGUGAGAGGCUUAUUGUGUGUGUCCUAGUUACUGAGUGGCAGGCUUUGAUGUUCAGUUAGUACAACUCCAACCGAGACCAAAAUUUAGUGAUUUCAAUAAAAACAUUUUGUUAUAAAACAAAACGAUUUGUUUUAAUUCAGUUCUU
Molecule: messenger RNA, 7488 nt
Organism: Lineus longissimus
Lineage: Eukaryota; Metazoa; Nemertea; Pilidiophora; Heteronemertea; Lineidae
Product: BTB/POZ domain-containing protein 7-like
Exons: 8
Coding region: 189-2663 (824 amino acids)
Biological process (GO): morphogenesis of a branching epithelium
Molecular function (GO): protein binding
Source: RefSeq, a predicted model, not a curated record